Molecule: messenger RNA, 279 nt
Organism: Puccinia triticina
Lineage: Eukaryota; Fungi; Basidiomycota; Pucciniomycetes; Pucciniales; Pucciniaceae
Exons: 1
Coding region: 1-279 (92 amino acids)
Source: RefSeq, a predicted model, not a curated record
AUGCCAAGGCUGAAAGUUGUAUACGGUCCGACGGCAUCGGACCCGGACAUCAACGCCCUGCUUGUUUCUCAAGAGACCCUUGCCGGUGCCCAGGCCAUCGAAGACAUCCGGAUCCAGAACGGCCUCAACUCACUCGCUCGCUGCGUCAUCGAUGUCAUCAGUCAUCAUCAAGCUUCCCUACCCGACAAUCAUGACCUUAAACAACUGAAGAUCAGUAGCACUCAUAUUCGCGCUUGGCUCGACUCUCGUCAACCCACAAAUUCCCUUCCAAGCAACUAA